AUGCCGAAAAAGCCGAUAAAACGAGGCUACAAAAUUUGGACUUUGGCUGACGCAAAUGCAUAUUUAUAUGACUUUGAUGUUUAUACCGACAAAAGCGAUGUCUACGUGGAACAUUCCUUAGGGGAAAAGGUGAUACUUGGACUUACCGAGAAUUUCCAACAAAAAAAUUACUUGCUCUUCUUCGAUAACUUUUUCACCUCUUAUGGGUUAUUGAAAAUUCUCAAAGAAAGGGGGAUUCAUGCAUGUGGUACAGUUCAGUCGAACAGAAAACAUCUUCCAAAAAUGAUUGAAGAUAAACGUCUGAAGCAAGGUGAAUAUGAUUAUUCGAUAAGUACUGAUGGGAUCAGUUUAUUGAAAUGGACAGACAAAAGAGCAGUCCAUAUUUUGACCAAUUAUCAUGAUCUAACGGUAACAAGCACUGUCCAACGAAAACAAAAGGAUGGUACUAAAACCCCUGUUCCUUGUCCUAUGGCACUGGUGGACUACAAUAGUAACAUGAGCUUUGUGGACCGUUUCGACCAAAUGAAAUCAUCUUAUGAGCUAGAUCGUAAAAGUAAAAAAUGGUGGAUGAGAAUUUUUUUCCAUUUCAUUGAUUGCUGCGUCGUAAAUUCAUUCAUUCUCUAUCGACUGAGAGGUCUAAAAAAAUUACCCUUGAAAGAUUUUCGCCGAAGAGUUGUUGAUGGGUUAUUAGGAGAACGAUACGUCCAAAUUAGUGCAGAUCAUGAAACACAUUCGGAAGCACCUUUCAAGAAAAUAAAAAGAGCAGUACCAGACGAAGUGCGUUUCACGUCAUCAGAUCAUCAGCCUGUAAGGUCUACAAGACGAAGAUGA
This is a messenger RNA of Acanthoscelides obtectus, 831 nucleotides long. NCBI's taxonomy places the organism in Eukaryota, Metazoa, Arthropoda, Insecta, Coleoptera, Chrysomelidae. The record is from the annotation of a GenBank genome assembly.